AUGUGGAACUCCAGCUCAAGCGUACUGCUGCCUCCGGGGUCCCGGGCCCUGUUCCUGCAGCCCUUCUGGGACCACAUCCUUCUCCACCACCUUGCCCUGGCCUCCUCUCCCUUCUUCCCCCUCCUGCUGGCCUUCUCCAGCUACGUCCUCUUCAGCCUACCCUUCGCCGUGCUGGACCUCCUGGGCGAGAGGACGCCCUCGUUCCACCGCUACAAGAUCCAGAAGGGCCGGCAGCCCACGACACGGAUGAUGGCGGCCAGCUUCGCCCGGGCGGUCUACAACCACCUGGUUUUCGUUGUGCCUGCCAUCUUCAUCAGCAGCCUGGUGGCACCUCCGCCCCCUCUGCCUGUCUCAGCCCCCACGGUCAGGGAGGUCUUCACCGGCUCGCUGGGGGUCCUCCUGGUCUUCGACACCCAGUACUACAUCUGGCACCUGGUGCACCACAGGAACCGUCACCUGUACAGGUGGGUGCAUGCUCUACACCACGACUACGUGGCUCCUUUCUCCUGGGCCUCCGAACAUCUGAGCGUGGUGGAGCUGAUGACCGUGGGAUUCUGGGGCAACCUGGACCCCAUCCUGCUGCACUGCCACCCCCUCACUGCCUGGGCCGCCGCUGUCAUUAGCAUCUGGAUGUCUGUGGAGGACCACAUCGGCUACGACCUGCCGUGGAGCCUCAGCCGUCUGGUGCCCCUGGGCCUGUUUGGGGGAGCGCCAGCCCACGACAUGCACCACCAGAAACCCAACAGCAACUUCGCUCCAUUCUUCUGCCACUGGGACAGGAUCUUUGGCACGGCUGCCAGGUCAGAGCCAGAGACGGACAAAAUCCUCAGGAGAAAGGACAACUUUUAA
Molecule: messenger RNA, 849 nt
Organism: Conger conger (European conger)
Lineage: Eukaryota; Metazoa; Chordata; Actinopteri; Anguilliformes; Congridae
Gene: ch25hl1.1
Product: cholesterol 25-hydroxylase like 1, tandem duplicate 1
Exons: 1
Coding region: 1-849 (282 amino acids)
Biological process (GO): cholesterol metabolic process; sterol biosynthetic process
Molecular function (GO): steroid hydroxylase activity; iron ion binding; C-4 methylsterol oxidase activity
Source: RefSeq, a predicted model, not a curated record